CUGUUGCUGGCGGCGGUGGUGGUGGUGGUGGUGGUGGGCCGGUGUGUGUGUGUGUGGAGGACCUGCAAACCUCAGCAAGGAAGUCAACCACAGGGACGCGUGUCCAUACACAGUCCUCAUCAAUGAUGGAUCCGAGCCGCUUCGGGAAGUGAAGAUGCUGGUAGCGUGAGAUCAAAGAUCAAUGUGCCUUCACGACGCCGUGCUGGUGGUCUGACCCGUGGUUGACAACGGGGCUUAGUUGAUGUGACCCGGUUGAUGGUCGUGUGGUGCACCAGUCAUCACAUUGAUGGGUUGACAUCAUCAACCCAUCUUGAGACUUAAACAACAACACAUUUAAACUCUUAUACAAAAUAGCACAUUUACAGUAGGUUUUUGAUACUGGAAUGAGACGUAAAGGGUUAACACAGUAAUAUAUUACGAAGUAAUUAUUGGUGUCUGUUUUGUAUGGUCAUUUUCUACGUUUUUAGUUGUUAGUGAAGAGAGGGAUAGAGGGUUAAGACCCUUGUUGAUGCAGCGUAUAUAUAUAUAUAUAUAUAUACAGUUUAUAUAUAUAUAUAUAUAUAUAUAUGUGUUUGUGUAUGUGUGUUGACAACGACGAAGAAGGUACUGAGGAAGAUGUCACAUAUCAGUUGUCUACAACCCCAAGUGUGCUCACAUCCUUCAGUCAUCCCCGCUCAAUACUGAUGACUAGUUAUAAGGCUGAACGAGCUUAUUAAGAAGUAUUUAGAUGUGGUUACGAGUGACUUAGAACGAGUCACUUCCUCGCCACUCUGCUUGCCCGUCUCUCUCUCCGUCUUAAAGAAGACAUUUGUAAUAUUUAGACAAUCUUUUUCUCGUCUUGUUUUUCUUUAAAUUGUGUUGUUGUUGUUGUUGUUGUUGUUCGUCGGGUCGUCAUUAAUCUAAAAGUUUGAUUUGAUGGUAUUAAGAAAGUUGUGUUUUUUGAUAGUAAAUGUGGUUAAGUGUUUGUUUAAGUAGCUGUGGUCGUUUUGUACUUUACAAGUAAAUGUGGUUUGUAAAACAUUGUAACUGCAUUCAGUAAGUGUUUCAGUGGUUUCCAUUUUGUAAUUACGGAGGGGGUGUGUCCUGUAUCCCCCCCCCCCAUACUCGCUCAUCAAGUGUGUUCAUAACGUAUGUAAGGUGACCCAAUACUUAACUUUCAAGGCGCGGCUCCUUACUAUCACUUUACACACAAUACAGCCAAGCUUAGGCCAAGGUUGUGGUCUCCUGGUGCUCACCCUCUUUGGCUCAGUUGUUCUAAGUCAUUAAGGGCGCUCUGUGUUCAAGGGCUCUCGGGGUUCGAGGUUUUUCGCUCUCUCGCCUCGACUAGAUUCGUGUGGCUGGCUCAAAGCUCCUCCUGAUCAGCAAGUCCUAAGUUUCAGUAGUAUCUAAGUUAUACCUAUUUUCGUUUUGGGUGUAGAGUGGUGUACGUCCCAGAGGCUGUACCCCCACUGGGAAGCUGUACCCCCACUGGGAGGCUGUACCCCCACUGGGAGGCUGUACCCCCACUGGGAAGCUGUACUCCCACUGGGAGGCUGUACCCCCACUGGGAGAGGCUGUACCCCCACUGGGAAGCUGUACUCCCACUGGGAGAGGCUGUACCCCAACUGGGAGAGGCUGUACCCCCAUUGGGAAGCUGUACCCCCACUGGGAAGCUGUACCCCCACUGGGAGGCGCUGGUCGCCAGUCUGUGAGACAGGUGAUGGUGCUAUAAUGACAUAACAGGUCACUUGCAAAUCGUUACUUUCCCAUUAGUUCAAAGGUAGUUGAUUAAUUGACGAAAUAUAGGAGAGGGCGCGGGUUUGGGCGUCCUCUUUGUGAGUGGCUCGCUUUCUUUAAAGGUAGUUAGGAUUUCUGGUCAUUGUUAAACAGUAGGCUGUAAGGCCGGUUGAAGGAUAAUUGUUAAAGUUGCUUUUGAGCGCGUGGGUGUAGGCCUAGCCUCCCAAGGGCGUGGGUGUAGGCCUAGCCUCCCAAGGGCGUGAUGAGCCAGCCGCCCACUCAGGCGCCCCGUCGGGCCCCGCCGAGGGUGUUCCGGCGACAAAAUAGCUUCGCCGGCUUCCCCAGCGCCACUCUGAGCAUUUUUAACAACAAUGCCGCUAACAGCAACAACAACAAUAACAACAACGGGAGGAACGCCAAGGCUGGAGCGCCACCCUCCACCACCGCAGCAAAUGGAACGUCUGCGGGUGUGCCAGCUACCACGGCACAAACGGUGCCUACAUCCGGGGCGCCCACCACAUGGGCAACCACGUGUGUGGCCGGGGGAUUGACAGCGCCCCCUACAUCGGCGCACGCGUCGUUGCCGGUCUACCAGCCGCCACCAGCCGCCAGUAGACCCGUGUCUGGCUUCUACUCCCUUCCAAGACACAACCGUCCGGGCCACUUGAGUCGCGCCCUCGGCGUCGGCUUCCACCUGUUGGCCAGAACGUCUCCAGCGGGAGCCUCGGGCCCUACGGCGGCCGAGCAGUUAGGGAUCAACUCCCCGGCGCUCCCAAAGGCCCACAGACGGAACCUGAGCGAUGGCAACACGGGAGAGGCAGCAUCCGCCCCGCCCAUAACACUCGGCUCCUUGUCCCGGAGUAAAGGUAGCUCGAAGGAGGCGACGCCGCAGGUUACCUCCAGCGGGGAUCUUAAGCUGAAGUCAAGUAAACGGAGUGGCAGAGACGGGGAGCUUAAAUCCCGCCGGAGGGAGCAAGACUACCAGUCACUGCCACGCCGCUCCUCCAAGGACCAGACGGCUAAAAGGGCCCCUAAGGAUGGGGAUUCGAAGAGCCAAAGUUCCGCGAAACGACAGGACACCGAACCGAAGUUCCGGUCACUGCCCAGGAGGCACGAGGGGGAGGCCAGGUACCAGGCCGUGAGCAGAAAAAGCGAGGGAGACCCGAAGUACCAGUCGCUGCCGAAGCGGCACAGCACAGAGCCCAGGUAUCAAACGUUGCCAAAGCGGCGUGACGGAGAGUCGUCAUGCGGGCAUCAUCCCUCGUCGCCCAAGAGACGGAGCACAGAGGCUGGCCACCAGUCGUCGUCGCCCAAGAGACGCGAUGUCGGACCAGGAGCACUUUCCUCUUCCCCCAAGAGGCGAGAUAUCGGGCCAAGCCACCUUCCGGGCUCCCCCAAGAGGCGGGAAACAGAGCCCGGAGCUCACCAGUCUCUCUCCCCCAAGAGGAGCGGCGCCGACCCCAAGUACCAACCUCUGCUACCCAAAAAGUACGACAUGGAUCCCAAAUACGAUACGCUGCCUCCGAAGAAGCCAGAGGUGGACCUCAAGUACCAAACUGUCCCUCAGAAGAGGCACGAUCCGGACUCGAGAUACCAGAGCGUGCCUCCGAAGAUCUACGACAUCGAUCCCAAAUACCAAGCACUGCCUCCCGAGAGACAGGAGAUCGACCUUCGGUACUACCCUCUGCCACCUCCCAAGUACGAGAUGGAGCCGAAGUACCAAACAAUACCACCAAAGAGACGGGACAUGGAUCAGAGAUAUCCCACGGUGCCGCCCAAGAGGUUUGGUAUCGACUUGAAAUAUCAGCCAUUACCUCCACCUAAAAGAUACGACAUCGGGCCCAGAUACCAAACCAUACCGCCUAAAAGACACGAUAUUGACCACAGGUAUCAUUAUAUUCCCCCUCCGAGGCCAGAUAUCGAACCCAGGCAUCAACAAUUCCCACCAAGACGACUUGAUAUCGAUCCGAAAUACCAGCAACUUCCUCCUAGGAGACCCGAUAUCGAGCCCAAAUAUCAGCAACUUCCUCCUAGGAGACCUGAUAUCGAGCCCAAAUAUCAGCAACUUCCUCCUAGGAGACCUGAUAUUGAGCCCAAAUACCAGCAGCUUCCUCCUAGGAGACCUGAUAUCGAGCCCAAAUAUCAGCAACUUCCUCCUAGGAGACCCGAUAUUGAGCCCAAAUAUCAGCAACUUCCUCCAAGGAGACCCGAUAUUGAGCCCAAAUAUCAACAACUCCCACCCAGAAGACCUGAUAUUGAGCCCCGCUACCAGCAACCACCAACUAGACCCGAUAUUGAGCCCAAAUACCAGCCCUUGCCUCCAAGACCCGAUAUUGAGCCCAAAUACACACAGCUGCCACCACGACGCCUAGAAGUUGACCCAAGAUAUCAACCAUUGCCACCAAGGCCCGAUAUCGAACCCAGAUAUCAGUCUCUACCACCCAGACCCGAUGUGGAACCCAAAUAUCAGCCGUUGCCCCCAAGGCCCGAUAUUGAGCCCAGAUACCAACCACUUCUCCCCAGACCUGAUAUAGAACCAGGGUUUCAACCAAUGCAACCAAGGCCCGACAUCGAACCCAAGUACCAGCAGUUGCCACCAAGGCACCCCAACGGGGAACCCAAAUACCAACAGCUGCCCCCUAGACACCCCAACGGCGAGCCCAAAUACCAACAGCUGCCUCCAAGACACCCCAACGGCGAGCCCAAAUACCAGCAGCUGCCCCCUAGACACGCCAACGGCGAACCCAAAUACCAACAGCUGCCCCCAAGACACCCCAACGGCGAGCCCAAGUACCAGCAGCUGCCCCCUAGACACGCCAACGGCGAACCCAAAUACCAACAGCUACCGCCAAGACAUCCCAACGAAGAGUCUAAGUACCAACCAUUCCCACAAGACAGUGAUGUAAAGUACCAAGGCCUUCCGCCAAGGAGGCCCGAUAUUGAGCCCAAAUACCAGCCACUACCUCCAAGACGACCAGAAGGAGAGGCGAAGUACCAGCCCUUACCACCUAGACGACUUGAGAUCGAACCUAAAUACCAACCCUUGCCCCCGAGACGGCCAGAGGAUGCCAAGUACCAACCACUACCUCCUAGAAGAGCAGAUGGAGAGGGAAAGUACCAGGUACUACCAUCUAGGGUGGCUGAUUACGAGUUCCAUCCCAUUCCCAUUAAGUUGGAAUCAGAGCCCGUGUUCCAGCCUCUGUCUCAUAUGUUCGAUUACGAGUUUAAGCCCAUUCCGACGAUAAAGCCCAACUACGAGCAUGUCUACCCGACGAUACCCUUGAGGAAGCCAGAUGGGGAAAGCCAGCCAGUACCGCCGGUGAGUGGGGAUAUCCAGGGAAUACCGAAUCAGCCCAAAGUACAAUCCCUUCCCCCAAGAACUCAUGCAAGCGAUGUCGCCUUCCAAGCAGCACCUCCGCUACCCCUCGCCACAGACCAGGCGCCACCCCCGAAGGCGUACCAGAGCGAGCAGGUGUAUCAGUCAGUUGCUUCUAAGGUUACCAGUAACGUACCUCUAUACGAGCUCAUCUCUGCCAAAGCACCAGGCACUGAGCCCAUUCCAGCGAAGGUCCCAGGAGUUAUACCUUUAUAUGAAGGCAUUCCUCCGAAGAUCAAGAUGCCUGACCCGCUGAUAUUUCAAACUAUCGCUCCGAAAGCAGGUGAAGCCGAGCCUCUUUAUGCAACGAUGCCUUCUCCCGUGUCUCCUCUCAAGGCUGACGAAGCCGAGCCCUUGUACCAGACGUCGCCUCCCAAGAUGAGCGCGAUUGAACCUCUCUAUCAAUCAUCUCCGGACGCCCUGGAUGCUGAUCCAGUCUACCAGGCCGUGACGCCUCAGAUGAUUCAAGACGUCAAGUGUAACUACCAGUUGUUGCAACAAAGGAAAUUGGAGCAGGAUGCUAAGGCCUUAGCAGGGCCAAAGAGAACCAUCAAGGGAGAUAAGUAUCACUCGCCCACCAAACGAACCUUCAGAGAGCGAGAUGGUGAAUCAAAAUCUCAAUCGUCGUCGAAGAAGGGUUCGAAAGGCGAGCCCAAGUAUCAGUCACUUCCUAAGAGGAGAGAGAAGGACAGUGAGGGGAAGUACCAGUCACUGCCACGGCGUGCGGGGCGGCGAGACCCCCCGGCACCCCUCCAGUUCCGCUGGACUCCUGGGGACGACGAUGGAAUAUAUUCCAGUCUGGAAUACCCUAGUGAGGAAGGGCGGAGUGGAGGCCCUAGCGAGGAUGAGAUAUACUCCAGCCUGACCACUACAGACGAUCCAGUGUAUCAGAGUGUGAGUGAAGCCUCAUACUCCCGGCCUGUGCCGCCUCUCCCAGCACCCCUCAGGUACCGCCGGCGUGUGGACGACGCCCCUCCUCCCUUACCCCCACCGCGCCUCACAACAGGACCAGUUGGCCCUCACAAUCCUCUGGUCUCGCCCGGAGCCAUAGUCGUCCCUCCGGUCCUCCCCAUCAGGGCCCCGCGAGUCUCCGCAGCGUCUAGUCAGAGGUUGUCGUACCCUGCGGAGAGCAGCACGAGCCUCAGCCCCAGCCCCGAGAACCUCCUGACGCAGUCAGCGCCGUCGUGGCCACAGCGGCAACACCGUCAGGAUAACGAGGAGGUCUAUUCCUCUAUUCCUUCCUUGAUCAGUUCCACGCCAGAAUCCCCGCCAGCGACACUCCCUCGAGCGGCGCAAACCGGUCGCGUGGCUCCUUCGGCGUCGUGGAACUCGCUAGGAUCCUCCUGCAGAUCCUCCUGGGACUCGCUAGGAUCCUCGGUAAGAUCCGAGAGCAGCAAUAACGCCCGUCAGCGCCGCCGGCGAGCGCGCUCCGACCCCCGGAUGGACGCCGGGGUGCUCCACCGCCUGGCCUUCACCAUAUGGCACACCGCCUUACACAUCGAGAAAGAGAACAACAAUGAGGGGUUGGCGUCACAGAAGCAGCCUACCGUAAGUAGCAGAAAUAGUGUUACGCUCUCUUCAGGAGCGCUCUCUUCAGGAGCGCUCUCUUCAGGAGCGCUCUCUUUAGGAAUGCUCUCUUUAGGAACGCUCUCUUCAGGAGCGCUCUCUUCUGGAGCGUUCUCUUCAGGAGCGCUCUCUUCUGGAGCGUUCUCUUCAGGAGCGCUCUCUUCAGGAGCGCUCUCUUCAGGAGCGCUCUCUUUAGGAGCGCUCUCUUCAGGAGCGCUCUCUUUAGGAACGCUCUCUUCAGGAGCGCUCUCUUCAGGAGCGCUCUCUUCAGGACGCUCUCUUUAG
This is a messenger RNA of Procambarus clarkii (red swamp crayfish), 6943 nucleotides long. Lineage: Eukaryota; Metazoa; Arthropoda; Malacostraca; Decapoda; Cambaridae. The record is from RefSeq and is a predicted model, not a curated record.